UGGUGAUAGUACACUUCUUCACAGACAAGCCAAUGCUCGCCUCAUACCGCAGGACGAUGUUGAAGGACUAAUAAAAGUUCUCCACACCAUGGACAUGAACUCCAAUGAAUGUGGAAACCAAGGCGAUGUUUACGAGGCUGGGGCAGUUUGGUGUGAGACAAAAAACAAGCUGGAGAUGGCUGUUAAAGUCCUCGAGUCCGGCAUCAACAAAUACCCAGAUACAAUAACACUGAAAACUAAGUUGCUGGAAGUGUUUCGGGCUCAGAAGGACUAUCCUGGGAUUGUGUACCUGACCAAGCAGCUUGCUGUGUUGAUACCAGACAACACAGCCUUGUUCCUCAUUGGUGCCGAUGCUGCCACUAACUGCCAUGAACUGGAGUUAGCCAGGGAAUGGUGCAUCAAGGUUAUAGAGUCCGACAAUGUGAACUUUGCAGAAAAGGGCUUGAAAUUAGGGACUCGACUUAUAGCCGAGAUCGACUUACAGGCGAAGAUAUACGGCCAAACAGAUAUUGUCAUUUGUGGAAUCCAAGUUAGCUGAGACGACAGAGAAGAAAAGCCAAGAUGAGUCUACAGGACAAAACUGAUUGAUAAAUGAAACAGCUUGACAAAAUAUAUUGGUGUUGUCUCCAGGACAUUGACUAGACAUUUGUCUAUGGAAUAUUAAUAUUAGCUUUAAUAAGCUGAUGCUCAAAUUUUGGGCAUUGUCAAGCAAUAUUUAUUUUAUCAUAAAUUAUUUUAUGUGUAUUUUAUAGAAAAAAAUAUCUCAACUGUCAUUUGUUUACAUAUUGGAUGUUGUGGAACUAUAUUGGUGUUUUCAUCAGGAAAUUAGCUAGACAAUUGUUUAAGAAGUAUCAACAAAUAUUAUAGUUAACUUUAAUAUGCAGAUGCACAGUAUGUUGGCUUUAUUAUGCAAAGUUUAGCAGAAAUAAUUUUUUAUGUAUUUUAUAUAUGAUGUGGAAUAUACUGUAGAUCCUGAAAGUAAUGCGUCCCAAAAUUAAUGCGAAUGAUGGUGGGCAGACUAAAAUGUGACAUGAAAUUAAUGCGAUUGACCUCCCUUUGACAUAUUACUUUUCUAGCAACACACGUCUGUGUACUUUUCAGUUAAAUCCAAGAUACAGGCGUCUUCAAUGAGAUCAACUGACUAACAUGUCAGUGUACACAUCAGUCACCCUGUUUAGUCCCUAGCGUUUUUGGUGAGAUUAACUCGAAGCAUAUUUUUGCAGAAAUGAUUCACCUAAUGUGUUUAAUUACCUAAAUCUAGCUAAACAUUAGCAUACAUGUAUAAUUACAACUAUAUCUUCCUAAGAUAUGCCGACAAAGUUGCAGCGAACUUUAACAAUCGAAACAAAGAAAGGGUCGACCUCAGGAUUAGCAUGCUAAAACCCAUUCAUGCGCGAUGAAUUGUGUCAGCUUUUGCUGGACUAUUGGACAAUUAGUCUAUGAUGAUUUGUGCUCCAGUUGUUUUAUAAAUGUAUUAGAAUUUUAAUCUUUGUUAGUUUUAAUAGCAUGUGACACAUAGCUUGCUGGACUAUUGCUGAACAAAACAUAAAAAUAAAUGCAUCUUAUUAUUAAUGCGAAUAGCACAAACUCGCAUUUUUCACAUUAAUAUUACAACUGCAUUAAUUUCAGGAUCUACAGUAUUUUAUUAAUACUUAAGCUGACUAUUUUAGUCUUCUCCCACCCAACCUAUCAAGUUCAGUAUUCUAAUGAUUGCUUUGGGUAAAGAAGAAAGGCAGAGCAGAAAUGGUACUCUUGACACAUUGGAUUAAAUGUUUCGCAUCCAAUAGCAUCAAUGUGCUCUAGAAUUCCAUGUAAAAAAUAUACAACAUGUUUUACAAAUACAAUUGUUGUUGAGUUACCUAGUUUAUAAGGAAAACUGUUUUAUUCAUUAAUCUUUUUAUAAACUGUUUUGUAAAGUGUAAAAUUUUAAAAUGUACUCUUUAAGGACCAUUGGGUCAUGGCCGUUAUUGUUAUUUGACAGACACUUUUCAUUUUGUUAAUUCAAUUUACCAAGAUUCAGUUUGGGAAUAUAGUUUUCAUGGCUGUAUUUUGGUUUUAACUGCUUACAUACCCGUCACAUUAGCAUGGACUUUUGUGCUAUUCAUGCAUCACUUUAUUUAUUUUGAAUGAUGAUUGCAAUGAUGAUAGUGAUGAAAAUCUUGUGCCAAGUUCAAAGAUAAUUUAAGUGUUUCUGGUUAUUAGUCCCCUACCGGUCCAACUGGAAGGGACCAUACAUUUCAUUUCUGUCCUUCUGUCUAUCCGUCUUGUCUCACAUAUAGUUUUCCAGAUAUGUUCUUCACAGUGCCUUGAGAUAUAGAGAUAUAAAAAAAUUGUAUAGGUUUAUCACAUUCAAUGACGAUUUACCCAUUUUUGACAGAGUUAUGGUCCUUUAACUUAGGUUAUAGGAUUUUUUUUUUUAAUAUGUGAACUUUUUUUUU
Messenger RNA from Gigantopelta aegis, 2438 nucleotides. RefSeq lists its product as uncharacterized. NCBI's taxonomy places the organism in Eukaryota, Metazoa, Mollusca, Gastropoda, Neomphalida, Peltospiridae. The record is from RefSeq and is a predicted model, not a curated record. The transcript is spliced from 4 exons. The coding region runs from base 89 to 538 and encodes 149 amino acids.